Molecule: messenger RNA, 948 nt
Organism: Hyaena hyaena (striped hyena)
Lineage: Eukaryota; Metazoa; Chordata; Mammalia; Carnivora; Hyaenidae
Product: olfactory receptor 2A12-like
Exons: 1
Coding region: 1-948 (315 amino acids)
Biological process (GO): G protein-coupled receptor signaling pathway
Cellular component (GO): membrane
Molecular function (GO): olfactory receptor activity; G protein-coupled receptor activity
Source: RefSeq, a predicted model, not a curated record
AUGUGGACACCUUUAAGACAGAACCAAAGCUGGGUUUCUGAAUUUAUCCUGCUUGGCUUCUCCAGUGAUCCCACGUUCAACAGGAUCCUCUUCAUUUCCUUCCUUCUCCUUUACCUGAGCUCAGUCCUGGGCAAUGGACUCAUCAUCAUCCUGAUCUGCCUGGACAUGCAGCUCCACACACCCAUGUAUUUCUUCCUCUGCAUCCUUUCCUUGCUAGAUAUGGGCUGUGUCACCACCACUAUGCCCCAGAUGUUGGUGCAUCUCCUCGCUCACUCUCAGACCAUCUCCUUUGCUGGCUGUUGGCUGCAGAUGUAUGUGUUUGGUGCCUUGGGCCUAACUGAGUGUAUUUUCUUUGUAGUCAUGGCUUAUGACCAAUAUGUGGCCAUCUGCCACCCACUGCAUUAUACUGUCAUCCUCAGCUGGGGCCUGUGCACAUGGCUGGCAGCUGGGACCUGGGCCUGUGGUUUCUUCUUCUCUCUGAUCCAUACUUUCCUCACCAUGAGGCUGCUAUACUGUGGGCCCAACAUGGUCAACCACUACUUCUGCGAAGGCCCCUCAGUACGAAGCCUGGCUUGCAUGGAUACUCACCUUAUUGAGAUGGUAGACCUGGUCAUCAGUGUCUUCAUGAUGGUUGCCCCACUCUCCCUCAUUCUGGCCUCCUACAUCCGUAUUGGCCAGACCAUUCUCAAGAUCAAGUCCACACAGGGCCGCUGCAAGGCUUUCUCCACCUGUUCUUCCCACCUGACUGUGGUCACACUUUUCUAUGCUCCGGCCAUGUACAUCUACAUGAGGCCCAACUCCAGCUAUUCACCUGAGCAAGACAAGCAGAUCUCACUCUUUUACAAUGUCUUAAGUGCUCUCCUCAACCCUGUGGUCUACAGUCUGAGGAACAAAGACAUCAAGGGGGCUUUUCUCAAAGUGAUGGGUUGGGGUAGGGCAGCCUGGUGA